AUGGAAUCCCUAGUGGAUGUUAUCACUACCUCCUUUCAGGCCGUGGUUGCCGUUUGUGUCGUUUUCACGGCCGGGUAUUCUCAUGCUGGAUCAAAGGCUCCGGAGAUCGGACAGAUAUUACGGACCGUCACCGGAAGGGUACUCCUUCCAUGUCAGAUACUUGUCGUUCUGGCCUCAUCACCCAGUUUGACAUGGCGGUCUCUUUUGUUGGGUGAGCGGGAUUCAUACUUGACGGCGCUCAUGACUGACGGAAUGCCAGCUGCUUGGCCUAUUCUCGUAUUGUCUCUCACUGUUCAUGCGGCCUCGGUAGUCUAUGGUUUAGUAUUGUGGAGGUAUGCCGGUAGUCCUCAUUGGAUCAUUGGGAGCUCGACCUAUAGCAACUCCCUUCAGGGGCUGUGGCAUCUUAAAUGGAGAAGUAUGGAAGAUCUCGACCAAGUGUACGAGAGGGUAGUCCUCUACAUCAUUCUCAAUCUUCUCUUCACCGCCGUGAUUCGAGUCGGACUAUUGCACGUGAUACCAAAGAGGAAAGAGUCCAUAAAUGUAGAAGAGGAAACAUCGAAUGGUGCAGAUGUCACUGCCGAGCCGGAGUCAAUGGAAGAUGUCACCGAAAACACUCCUCUCAUUGCAUCCUCCGAUCCCAAACCUCGAUCCGAGGUGAAGCUUUCUUCAAGAUUAGGAAAGAUUGUAACCCCUGCCUCCAUCGCAGCUCUUUUGGGUUUACUUAUUGGACUCAUCAAACCUGUCCAACGGGCUUUAGUUGGAACCGUGGCUGGAGAUAAACAACUGACAGGCGUUUGGGAAAGCGUAGGAUUCGGUUUAGCCGGUCUUGGUGGGACGUAUGCCGUUUUGGAAAUGUUGGCUAGUGGAUCUAGCAUCAGGGCCGCUGAAGCCAAGCCAUCAUCUGAGGAGAGAAUUCCUCCCUCUUUGGGAACGGUUCUUCUUCUGACAUUCUGGCGAUAUAUCUUGGUGCCCAUCAUCAGCUUGUCAAUCAUCCACGGUUUCCGCAAGAUUCCAUCGACGCAUGCUUUCCUCCAAGAUCCAGCGUUUUCUUUUGUACUUGGCUUGUCCACCAUUACUCCACCGAGUUUCGCCCUGCCCAUGACACCUUUCCGUUCUGCGGUGCAUUACAAUCUCACUUAUGUGGCACUCAUCACUCCUGUACCUCUCGCCGUACUUUUCGCCAUCUCCGGUCGAGGAGUCUCUUACGCUGUCGACUUUGACCUCCUUCGCGCUCUCAAGUCCGCCGCAGGGGGUGGUCUAGCCGGAGCGGCAGCAAUGGUCUUGCAAGUUCUUUUGCUCAUGCCUCUACGGACUCAGAUGAACUAUCAAUAUCGUCAUGGAGGCAAGUUAAAGGAUGUUAUCAAAACUCUCUGGGCGGAAGGUGGUAUAAGACGAUUUUACGCUGGGAUGGGUGCUGCUUUAUUUCAAGCUCCUCUCUCCCGAUUUGGUGAUACAGCCGCCAAUGCGGGUAUUUUAGCGUUACUCAACUCUUUCCAAUGGCCAGUAUUGAUUAAAACUGUCGCUGCUAGUCUUGCGUCCGCUUGUUUCCGAAUGACAUUAACCCCUAUCGAUACGCUCAAAACGACUCAGCAAACACAAGGUGGUAAGGAAGGUUUGAGAUUGCUUAGACAGAGAAUCAAGGAGAACGGGGUAGGGUGUUUGUGGUGGGGUGCUUUGGCCACUGCCGCAGCGACCUUUGUUGGACAUUAUCCGUGGUUUGGGACGUACAAUUACCUCUCUGAUGUACUCCCACAACCUCAUAAUAUCAUGCAGAAACUGGCGCGUCAAGCAUUCAUAGGUUUCUCCGCUUCGGUAGUGUCAGACACGGUUUCCAACUCUUUACGAGUGGUAAAGACCUAUAGACAGGUGCAUGAGGAGGAUGUGGGGUAUUGGACGGCAGCGAAAGAUAUCGUCGCUUCCGAUGGCUUAUUAGCCCUCUUCGGUCGAGGAUUACCAGUACGUCUCGCGACCAAUGGAUUACAAGGCUUGAUAUUUUCCAUCCUGUGGAAGCUGUUCACGGACAUCACCUUAAGCCCUACAGCCAGGUUGAGAGUGGGGGAAAAGAGAAGUGUUGGGAUCUAUCUUUUGGUAGUGGGUGUGAGAGAGUGUCACAGAGUAGAUAUGUGA
Messenger RNA from Tremella mesenterica DSM 1558, 2127 nucleotides. RefSeq lists its product as uncharacterized. NCBI's taxonomy places the organism in Eukaryota, Fungi, Basidiomycota, Tremellomycetes, Tremellales, Tremellaceae. Gene Ontology annotation, biological process: transmembrane transport. The record is from RefSeq and is a predicted model, not a curated record. Gene Ontology annotation, cellular component: membrane. Bases 1 to 2127 code for a protein of 708 amino acids. The transcript is spliced from 12 exons.